Molecule: messenger RNA, 1928 nt
Organism: Passer domesticus (house sparrow)
Lineage: Eukaryota; Metazoa; Chordata; Aves; Passeriformes; Passeridae
Product: somatomedin-B and thrombospondin type-1 domain-containing protein-like
Exons: 5
Coding region: 233-1489 (418 amino acids)
Source: RefSeq, a predicted model, not a curated record
UCCCAGGCAGGCUUGUGUUGUCUCGUACACGGUGCUUUGUUAAUAACCCUGGUUAAUUGUAUGAAGUCGUUGCCCUGCCGCGGAGCCGAGGGGCGGUGGAGCAGAAGGGAACGGGCUUUGUCCCCCCGCCCAGCCCGGGGGCUGUGCGGCACGGCCGGAGCUCCCCCCCGCUCAGCCUCGUCAGUGUCCGCUGGAGCGGGGCAGAGCCACCAGCCCGCGGGGCUCCGGGGCCAUGCCCGGCCCGCUGCUCUGGGCGGGCUGGCUGCUGGCCGCCGGCUGCCUGGUCGGAGCCACGGGCAGCUGCCGGCACCGCUGCUGCCCCGGCAGGAACAACGUCUGCUGGGCCCCCGGCGCCCGCCGGGCUCGCUGCUACUGCGACUCGUACUGCCAGCGGACGGGAGACUGCUGCCAGGACUACCUCGCCACGUGUCGCCGUGCCGCGGUGGGCUGUGCUGUGGGGCCCUGGGGGCCGUGGAGCGGGUGCAGCUCCCCGUGCGGGGUGGGCAGCAGGGCCCGCAGCCGCCAGGUCACGGUGCCGCCGCGGCUCGGCGGGGAUCCCUGUCCCGACCUGCAGCAGCGCCGCGGCUGCCUGGGGCAGCAGCCGACCUGCGGCACGGCCGAAGCUGCUCUUCUGCCUGCGGUAGCCAAGAUACUCCCCAGCUCCUUCAGCCAGGCCUUCAGAGGUCCCUGGCGAAGAGCGGGGCUGCCGCUGCCGGAGGAGCCCUCUGGGUAUGUGCGGGGUCGGGGCCCCUCUGUAACCCCCGUCCCCAAACCGGGACCCCUCCUGCACCCCCUGCGCUCACGGCCUCUCUGCACCCGCAGGCCCAGGGCCUUUCUGCUUCCCCCGGCCAUUACUUUUCUCCCUCCCCCAUACAAAACCACGGCCCUCUGCAUGCCCCACAGAACCACAUCCUUCCUGCCUUCCAAACUAGGGUCCCUCUGCACCCCCUCAGAGCCACUUCCCUUCCCACCUCCCCAACCCAGGCCCCUCUGCCACUCCCCAACCCCAUAUCCCCUUAUACCCCAACCCAUCAACAAACCACCGCCACCUCUGCCCUACCUUCCGACCACCGUUUCCCUCUUUUCUCCUCCGCGUUCCCCCUCCCCAGCUCCCCCCUCCCCGGCUACUGCGGCUAUUUCCGCCUGGCGCAGGUGGGACCCCGGUGCCGCGGGCGCGCCUGGAGCCGCGGGCUGCAGCGGGACACGCGGGUGUGCGUGCAGUGCUGGGGGAACGCGUCCCUCCGCCCACCCCGCUGCACUGGACACGGCCUGCAAGGAGCCAGGACAUUUUGGGUGGCAGCUUCUGUGGUGGGGUGCCAGGGCUCGUGGGUGCAGGAGGGCCUGCAGGAGGGCUGUGUCUGCUCCCCACCAGCUCUCAUCUUCGUGUAGGAUCCCCCUGGAAGGUUUGCUGUUCACCCUUGGUGCCAGCUCCCUGUUUUCCAUUAAAUAUUUUGCUGAAGAAUGGAAAAACCCUUCUGAUAAAGACUAAAAAUAAGGGAAUUGCUGAAGUGUGGUGAUUAAUGGUAGAAGAACAGCAUGAUGAGGUUAAGGCUGGGUGAGCAGAUGAUGUCACGCUCAGCCAUGACAUCAUGCUUUCAAAGAGCUGCAACUGGCAAGCAGCAUGAGGAUGGAGGCAGCAUCCCUCCUCUCAUCUGAGCUCACUCACUGCAGUACCAGGUGAGCCAUGCAGGGCAGCCCAGCCCUGCUUUGCAGAGAGGAAUUAAAGACACCCAAAGUCUGCACACGGGCGAUGGUGCCAGUGCCCAGUUCCAGCCGUGGGGCUCAGCAGCUCCCACUGGAAGGAGUGAGGCUGGGCUGGGUGCUGCUGCUGCCCUUCCCCAGUCCUUGCCCAGUAUGACACGAGCUUGCUGGUGGGGUCCCUGCUCUGGCUUUGGGUGGUGCUACCACAGCCUGUGGUGGGAGCAUGU